Molecule: messenger RNA, 2143 nt
Organism: Asparagus officinalis (garden asparagus)
Lineage: Eukaryota; Viridiplantae; Streptophyta; Magnoliopsida; Asparagales; Asparagaceae
Product: 3beta-hydroxysteroid-dehydrogenase/decarboxylase-like
Biological process (GO): steroid biosynthetic process
Molecular function (GO): 3-beta-hydroxy-Delta5-steroid dehydrogenase (NAD+) activity
Source: RefSeq, a predicted model, not a curated record
AUGCCAAAUAAUGUGGCAGCUCCACAAACCCAUUCACGUUUGACUCCAUUGAACACUGAACUUUGGUCGUACUGCUGUACUCGCUGGUUCUUGUACUCUAUGAUGCAUAUUUAUCUUCGAAGGAGAAACAAUGGUCACAACAGAGUUUGCGGAAAGUUGGAUGUUACUAAAUCAUGGAUUCUGAAGAGAAUUUGCAAGAGCAACCAGUGGCGGCACCGCCGCGCUAGCGGCGAGGCCGCCGAUUUUCUCAGCAACCACAGCGUGGUCGAGGGAGCGAGGAAUGUUAUUAGGGUUUGUAGGGAGUGCGGGGUUCAAAAGUUGGUGUACACGGGGAGCGCGGAUGUGGUGUUUGAUGGAAGGGGCGAUUUAGUUGAUGCAGAUGAAUCAUUGCCUUAUCCUGAGAAAUUUAUGGAUGUUAUGGAUGAUCUUAGAGCUCAAGUGGAGAUGAUGGUUUUGGAUGCUAAUGGUAGAGAUGGGCUCUCAACCUGUGUGUUGCGUGUUAGCAAUCCAUUUGGACCGGGUGAUGAUUGUUUUGUGCCAUUUCUUAUUGCCAAAGCAAAAUCAGCAUGGGCGAAGUUUAUAAUUGGAAGUGGUAAAAAUUUGUGCAACUUUACCUAUGUGGAGAAUGUAGCCCAUGCUAAUAUCUGUGCUGAGCAAGUCCUAUGUUCAGAAGCAGCUUCAGUUGCUGGAAAGCCAUUUUUCAUUACAGACCAUGAAAAGGUGAAGUUUUGGGAUUUCAAUUCUAACAUAUUGGAAGGUUUGGGAUAUCAAAGGCCUAAGAUUCAUCUUCCAGCCAAGCUUGUUUUGCUGCUUAUUGUGCUAGUUAAAGGGGCUGGUCAGAAAUCGUUGUCUAGAUCAUACAGUCCUCUGCUUACUCCUGCUAUGGUGCAUGUUGUAUCAUGUACAAAGACUUUUGAUUCUUCUAAAGCUCAAAGGCUUAUUGGAUACUCGCCUGUCACUUCUUUAGAGGAUGGUAUUUCAGUUACUGUAGAAUCAUUCUCACAAUUAGCGAAUGGAUUGCCCUAUUUAAGACAGAAAGACUUUUCCCAACCAUCAAAAGCAGAAUUGUUGCUAGGCAGUGGCAAAGUUGCCGAUAUUUUGCUAUGGCGAGAUGAAAAGAGAACAUUCACAUGCUUACUGGGAUUAUUUCUGUUGUUUCACUGGUUUCUGCUCUCUGGGAGAACAUUUAUAUCAUCAACUGCCAAACUCCUAUUGCUGCUCUCAUCCAUUCUUUUCAGCCAUGGUGUUCUUCCUUGUUCAAUGUUUGGUUUUUCUAUCGAGAAGAUGCCCUCGUCUUACUUUGAGGUCUCAGAAUCAGUUGUGAGGCACUCGCUUAACACCAUAGCAUCUAUCUGGAACAAUGGUUUAUCUUUAUUGAAGUCAGUAUCUGAAGGAGGCAAUUGGAAUAUCUUCAUAAAGGUGAUUGGUUCUUUGUAUUUGGUCAAACUGCUGUUGCCAUUCUCCUUCUCAGUAUUGAUUGCUAUUGGCGUUAUUUGCUUGUUCUCCUUCUUCAUAAUAUAUGAACAAUGUGAAGAAGAAGUUGAGAAACUGGUUACAAUUUCUGCAUCUGGAUUGAAGAAGUCAAAGGAAUUCUUGAGCACUAAGUUGUCAAGUUUCCUAGCUACCUAUGUUCAUAAGAGUGAAAAAGUUCAGUGAGAAUGGCAAAGGUGGACCUACAACUCAGAAUAUAUAGUUUGAAGCAUCAAGAUGUAUAGAUCACAAAGGCUUUGGUAGCAGAUAUAACUCAAAUGUCGUCAGCAUUCUCAGCUAUGAGCUGUUCCUUGCUGUGAGCGGAGAUUGACAACUGCCAACUGCCAUGUAUGAUGCCUAAAAGUACCCUGAAAUCUUGGAAUUUGAUUAUGAACAUUGUGGUUUGCUUUUAUGCUCAGAAUAAAUUUUGUUGGGAUGAGAAGAAAAGGCGAUACAAAGAACGACAUAAAAAGAUUAAUAACCAGUGGUAUUGAUAGUUUUAAUGACUUGAAGCAGUAUCAUGGGAGUAGCAGGUAUAUUAAAGACAUUACUCUUGCAAACUAGCACUGUAUAUCUAUGUGCAAUUCAAGCUACAUAGUAAUUGCUCACAAAGUGGUCAACAUGUUCAGUGGAGAAAAAUGUCCUUAAUAUUAAGGGGGAUUUCUCUUGCAUU